Molecule: messenger RNA, 1980 nt
Organism: Xenia sp. Carnegie-2017
Lineage: Eukaryota; Metazoa; Cnidaria; Anthozoa; Malacalcyonacea; Xeniidae
Product: ribonuclease inhibitor-like
Exons: 8
Molecular function (GO): protein binding
Source: RefSeq, a predicted model, not a curated record
CUUAGUGAAGCUUUGAAAAAUAUGAAUUGUAAACUUACUGAAUUGUCUCUUGAUAGUAACAAGAUAGUUGAUGCAGGUGCAAAAUCCCUUAGUGAAGCUUUGAAAAGUGAGAAUUGUAUCCUUACUGAAUUGGAUCUUUCUUCUAAUAAGAUAGGUGACGAAGGUGCAAAAUCUCUUAGUGAAGCUUUGAAAAGUGAGAAUUGUAAACUUACUGAAUUGUCUCUUGAUAGUAACAAGAUAGUUGAUGCAGGUGCAAAAUCCCUUAGUGAAGCUUUGAAAAGUGAGAAUUGUAUCCUUACUGAAUUGGAUCUUUCUUCUAAUAAGAUAGGUGACGAAGGUGCAAAAUCUCUUAGUGAAGCUUUGAAAAGUGAGAAUUGUAAACUUACUAAAUUGGAUCUUUCUUAUAACAAAGUAGGUGAUAAAGGUGCAAAAUAUCUUAGUGAAGCUUUGAAAAGUGAGAAUUGUAAACUUAGUGAAUUGUCUCUUAAUUAUAACAAAAUAGGUGACGAAGGUGCAAAAUCUAGUGAAGCUUUGAAAAAUAUGAUUUGUAAACUUACUGAAUUGUCUCUUGAUAGUAACAAGAUAGUUGAUGCAGGUGCAAAAUCCCUUAGUGAAGCUUUGAAAAGUGAGAAUUGUAUCCUUACUGAAUUGGAUCUUUCUUCUAAUAAGAUAGGUGACGAAGGUGCAAAAUAUCUUAGUGAAGCUUUGAAAAGUGAGAAUUGUAAACUUACUGAAUUGUCUCUUUCUCAUAACAAGAUAGGUGACGAAGGUGCAAAAUCUCUUAGUGAAGCUUUAAAAAGUGAGAAUUGUAUCCUUACUGAAUUGAAACUUUCUUCUAACAAGAUAGGUGACGAAGGUGCAAAAUCACUUAGUGAAGCUUUGAAAAGUGAGAUUUGUAAACUUACUGAAUUGUCUCUUUCUCAUAACAAGAUAGGUGAUGAAGGUGCAAAAUCUCUUAAUGAAGCUUUGAAAAGUAAGAAUUGUAAACUCACUGAAUUGUCUCUUGAUAGUAACAAGAUAGGUGAUGAAGGUGCAAAAUCUCUUAGUGAAGCUUUUAAAAGUGAGAAUUGUAAACUUACGGAAUUGUCUCUUGAUAGUAACAAGAUAGGUGAUGGAGGUGACGAAGGUGCAAAAUCUCUUAGUGAAGCUUUAAAAAGUGAGAAUUGUAUCCUUACUGAAUUGGAACUUUCUUCUAACAAGAUAGGUGACGAAGGUGCAAAAUCACUUAGUGAAGCUUUGAAAAGGACGAAGUAUCUUAGUGAAGCUUUGAAAAGUGAGAAUUGUAAACUUACUGAAUUGUCACUUUCUCAUAACAAUAUAGGUGAUGGAGGUGCAAAAUCUCUUAGUGAAGCUUUGAAAAGUAAGAAUUGUAAACUUACUGAAUUGUCUCUUGAUAGUAACAAGAUAGGUGAUGAAGGUGCAAAAUCUCUUUGUGAUAUAUGUUAUGGAGGUGAUGAAGGUGCAAAAUAUCUUACUGAAGCUUUCAAUAGUGAGAAUUGUAAACUUACUGAAUUGGAUCUUUCUCAUAACAAGAUAGGUGAUGGAGGUUCAAAAUCUCUUAGUGAAUCUUUGAAAAUUGAGAAUUGUAAACUUACUGAAUUGGAUCUUUCUAAUAACAAUAUAGGUGAUGGAGGUGCAAAAUCGUUUAGUGAAGCUUUGAAAAUUGAUAAUUGUAAACUUACUGAAUUGGAUCUUUCUCAUAACAAUAUAGGUGAUGUAGGUGCAAAAUCUUUUAGUGAAGCUUUGAAAAGUGAGAAUUGUAAACUUACUGAAUUGUCUCUUAAAUAUAACAAUAUAGGUGACGAAGGUGCAAAAUAUCUUACUGAAGCUUUCAAUAGUGAGAAUUGUAAACUUACUGAAUUGGAUCUUUCUCAUAACAAGAUAGGUGAUGGAGGUUCAAAAUCUCUUAGUGAAUCUUUGAAAAUUGAGAAUUGUAAACUUACUGAAUUGGAUCUUUCUAAUAACAAUAUAGGUGAUGGA